AUGGCGCUCAACCGCAAAUACGCGGCGUUGCCAGACUUGGACUCUGCGCCAGAUAUCUACGAAACCCCAGAGCUGACAGAUGACAACUCUACAGUUCCGACGACUGCAGCUCGGACGCUUUCCGACGACGAGUUCUACGGAGUAGACGACGAGACGCAGAACAUCUCGCGGUCAAGGUUGCGCAUUGACGAAGCGCGCACUCGAUUCUCCCCAGCUACCAUUGAUAUCAGCGGAGCGGAUUUCUCAGACCGUGUCGACGGCAAGCGACGAUCAUAUAAAGCUUCCAGCCGUCGCCAACGGAUAUUGCAGGAUGGGACAGAAGAGCUGGGAGAUCUUUCUGACGAUGACGAUGUGGAAAGUUUGGAACGCAAGAUUGCCCGUCUAAAGCGAGAAGUGGAAGAAACCAAGGACGAAUAUGCCAAACGAAAAGGGGCCUCAGCCGGCGGCGAUGACGGCUCCCCGGGUGACCUGAGGCUCGAGUCUCUAAGCCAAACUUUGGAUGACCUGUCCAGGCGCUCUGGCAUCACUGGCAUCCAGAAAAUCGAUCCAACAUCCUCCAGUACAGGCGAGGCUGUGACAGGAUCGCUCGAAGCUGGGCCUACAUACACCAUCACCUACGCACCAACGUACGAGCAGACACAUGCUCUCGCCAAGGCGGCGGAUUUUGAUCGCAGGUUGUUGAUAUUGGAGAGGAGCCUCGGCAUCAGUUCAUCAUCCAUCUCAGAGGCCGGUGAAGGCGGACUUCCUCGGGCAAUCCUUCCAACGCUCGACUCUCUGGAGAAGCAAAUCUCGACCCUCUCGCAAGCGUCAACUGCCAACCUGGACACAAUCAGUCGCCGGGUACGAGCAUUGGCCACUGAGCAAGACAAGUUGAAUGAAUCUCGCGAAAAGGCAAAGGCCCUACGGGAGGAGCUCGGCAAGCACGCGGGGUCCCCUCCGGCGGACACGUCCGAACAAGAGGCCAAAAUCAACGCCUUGUACGCAAUCCUGCCUACGAUCGAAAACCUGACGCCUAUAUUGCCCCCUCUGCUCGACCGCUUGCGAUCACUCAGAGCCAUUCACGCAGACGCCGCAACCGCCAGCCAGACACUGGACCAGAUCGAGAAGCAGCAGGCAGAAAUAACUACAGAAAUCAAACUGUGGAAAGAUGGUAUCGAGAAGCUGGAGGAAACCGUGAACAACGGCGACAAAGUCAUGAAGACCAACGUGGAGGUCAUGGAAGGCUGGGUAAAGGACCUAGAGCAGCGACUAGAGAAGUUGGCAUAG
Trichoderma aggressivum f. europaeum is the source of this 1266-nucleotide messenger RNA. RefSeq lists its product as uncharacterized. The transcript is spliced from 3 exons. The record is from RefSeq and is a predicted model, not a curated record. NCBI's taxonomy places the organism in Eukaryota, Fungi, Ascomycota, Sordariomycetes, Hypocreales, Hypocreaceae. Gene Ontology annotation, biological process: mitotic spindle organization. Gene Ontology annotation, cellular component: dynactin complex; cytoplasm. The coding region runs from base 1 to 1266 and encodes 421 amino acids.